AUGACAGUUUCAGAAGUAUCGACAUCAGAUUAUAAUCCUGGUGCUCCAGAAGUACCUUAUUAUACUCCGAAACAACCAGUUGCUGCAGGUACUUUUUAUAAACAAACUCCUGAUGAUGAACCACCAGCAAUUUUCAAACCUUUAAAAAUUGGUAAAUUAACAUUACAAAAUAGAGUUGGAGUUUCUCCAAUGUGUCAAUAUUCAUCAACUGAUAAAUGUGAAGUUACUCCGUAUCAUUUAAUUCAUUAUGGUGCAUUAGUUACAAGAGGUCCAGGUUUAACAAUUGUUGAAAGUUCAGCAGUUAGUGAAUAUGGUGGUAUUUCACCAAGAGAUUUGGGAAUUUGGAAUGAUGAACAAGCUAGGAAAAUGAUUGAUAUUGUUGAAUAUGCUCAUUCUCAAAAACAAUUAAUUGGUAUUCAAUUAGGUCACGCAGGUAGAAAAGCUAGUACUCAACCUCCAUUUAUACAUUUAGAACAAGCAGUGGACGAAUCAGCUGGUGGUUGGUUAGAUAAAGUUUAUGCUCCAAGUCCAAUUGAAUUUAGACCAUUUGGUAAUUAUGUAAAACCAAAAGAAUUAACUAUUAAACAAAUUAAACAAAUUAUUGAAGAUUUUGGUGAUGCUGCUAAAAGAUCAAUUGAAAUUUCCAAAUUUGAUUUUGUUGAAAUUCAUUCAGCACAUGGUUAUUUACUAAAUGAAUUUUUAAGUCCUAUAUCAAAUAAAAGAACUGAUGAAUAUGGUGGUUCAUUUGAAAAUAGAACAAGAUUUGUUUUGGAGAUUAUUGAUAAUGUUAAAUCAAAAAUUCCAACAGAUAUACCAAUUUUCAUUAGAAUUUCAGCUUCAGAAAAUAGUCCAGAUGAAUCAGCUUGGAAUAUUGAAGAUACUAAAAAAUUUGCUGAUAUUUUGAUUGAAAAAGAAAUUGCAUUAUUAGAUGUUUCAAGUGGUGGUAAUGAUUAUAGACAACCACCAAGAUCAAAUAUAAGUAAAGAAAAAAGAGAACCAAUGCAUGUACCAUUAUCAAGAGCAAUUAAACAACAUGUUGGAGACAAAUUAUUGGUUAGUUGUGUUGGUGGAUUAACUGAUCCACAUUUAGUUAAUCAAUAUUUAGAAGAUGGUACAUUCGAUUUAGCGUUGGUAGGUCGUGAAUUUUUAAAAUCACCAGGUUUAGUUUGGGAAUGGGCUGAUAAAUUAGGUGUUAGAGUUUAUACAUCUUUACAAUAUGGUUGGGGUUUUUGGCCAAAUAAACAACAAGUGAUAGACUUGAUUGAAAUAACUGAAAAAUUAAAAUUAGAACACGAUAAACAAUAG
Insectozyma verbasci is the source of this 1305-nucleotide messenger RNA. The record is from the annotation of a GenBank genome assembly. NCBI's taxonomy places the organism in Eukaryota, Fungi, Ascomycota, Pichiomycetes, Serinales, Debaryomycetaceae.